This is a messenger RNA of Sodiomyces alkalinus F11, 1410 nucleotides long. Its product is annotated as aureobasidin A resistance protein. Gene Ontology annotation, cellular component: inositol phosphoceramide synthase complex. Gene Ontology annotation, molecular function: inositol phosphoceramide synthase activity. The transcript has 2 exons. Bases 1 to 1410 code for a protein of 469 amino acids. Lineage: Eukaryota; Fungi; Ascomycota; Sordariomycetes; Glomerellales; Plectosphaerellaceae. The record is from RefSeq and is a predicted model, not a curated record. Gene Ontology annotation, biological process: inositol phosphoceramide metabolic process; sphingolipid biosynthetic process.
AUGAAGCCACCGAAGCUUCCCCUGCUAUCGCCUGGCACCAUCAACUUUGCGAAGCUGAACCCGAUUCCCCGGCGAUUCCGGUCCGGCCGGAGUAGGAGUCACCAGAAGAGGCGCUCUUCGCCCUACUUUCCCCCAGGAGCCAACGAUGUCACCGCGCUUCAGACCUCUUUCAACCCUGUUCCCACCUUGCGCCAGUUGAGGAAACACAAAUGGCGCCUUAUGGACAUUCAAUACUUUGCCCUCGCCGCUCUGACGCUCUUCUCCCUUGCUAUAACCCCAUCUGCGCCACUGAUCAAGACUCUCGUCGUGUUCGCCAUCGUCAUGGUCCUCUUGAUGCCCGCGACAAGCCAGUUCUUUCUCCCGUCCAUGCCCAUAUGGACAUAUCUCCUGUACUUCUUCUGCAGUCGCUUCAUUGACGCCAAGUAUCGACCGCACAUCUGGGUCCGCGUACUUCCCGCGCUCGAGAACGUCCUGUACGGCGCGAACCUGUCCAACAUCCUCUCCGCCCAUACCCACCCCGUCCUCGACAUAAUAGCCUGGAUCCCUUACGGCCUGGGCCACUUCGCCGCGCCCGCCAUCUGUUCGCUGGUCAUCUUCUUUUUCGCUGCGCCGAAGUCUCUGCCCGUUUUCGCCAAGGCGUUCGGUUGGCUGAAUGCCCUGGGCGUCACGCUGCAGCUCGUCUUCCCCUGCACGCCGCCCUGGUACGAGAACGAGCACGGACUCGCCCCGGCUGCCUACGGCAUGCAGGGCUCCCCUGCCGGCCUCGCACGCAUCGACGAGAUCCUAGGCGUGGAUAUGUACACGACGAGCUUUACCACGGCACCGGUCCCCUUCGGCGCCUUCCCUUCGCUUCAUUCGGCGGAUGCGGUCCUGGAAGCCCUCUUCAUGUCGUACUUUUUCCCGAGGCUCCGGCCCUUCCUCGCCACGUAUGUCAUCUGGGUUUGGUGGGCCACCAUGUACCUGAACCAUCACUACGCGGUCGAUCUCGUCGGGGGCGCCCUGCUGUCCGCGGCCUUCUUCUACGUCUCCAAGGCUCGCUACCUGCCGCAGCAGCAGCCGGACAAGGCGACCAGGUGGGAGUACGAUUACGUGGAGGUCGGCAAGCAGAGGACGGUUCUGGACGAAGAGCUGGGCGGCCGGUACGGGCUUGAUCUGAUGCAGCGGAAACAAUCCGCCGACAGCGACGAAUGGACCAUCGGCAGCUCCUCCAGUUUCAGGACAGCCUCGAGCAGCAGCGGGAGCGGCAGCGGCAGCGGUAGCGGUAGCGGAAUGAUAAGCCCUGCUAUUCUCGACGAACUGAACCAGCAAGGUGCUCUCUCGGUGGUCGAAAUGACGCCCCAUGGCCAGGUGUGGGAAGGUGGCGUGCCACCACGAGAAGGCGACUUGAGCGAAGUGGUCGUGAUCCGGUAG